Molecule: messenger RNA, 1756 nt
Organism: Caenorhabditis elegans
Lineage: Eukaryota; Metazoa; Nematoda; Chromadorea; Rhabditida; Rhabditidae
Gene: dmd-10
Product: Doublesex- and mab-3-related transcription factor dmd-10
Exons: 7
Coding region: 4-1050 (348 amino acids)
Biological process (GO): regulation of DNA-templated transcription
Cellular component (GO): nucleus
Molecular function (GO): sequence-specific DNA binding
Source: RefSeq, marked reviewed
AGAAUGGUUGCUGAUGUACUCCGACAGUCAGUUCUCGUGCCUAUUUCCAUGUAUCCACAGUAUCCAGUGCCUAGGAGGUACACAACAUCUGUUUUCAAGGAGUAUCAAAAGAAGAAGAAGAUUUAUUAUUGCCAAAGAUGUUUAAACCAUGAUGUUCCAAGGCCUAGGAAAAAUCACAAAUGUGAGUGUCCAUACGCAGAUUGCACUUGUGAAAAGUGUGGAUUAGUGGAAAAACGGAGAAUUUUGAAUAUUCGGCUUCAAAAUUAUAAUCAGUUCAAUAUUGAGAAUGAGAAUGAUUCAAAGUUGAUUAUUGUCGAGGACGACGACAAGAAGAAACAAGGAGAACGUGUUCCAAACUGUCAAAAGUGCGGUCAGCAUGGUCGUAAAUCACGCCUGAAGGGACACAAAAGAAGUUGCCCAUUCCGCGAGUGCCCGUGUGCAAAGUGUGCUGUUGUAUCCGAACGCCAGAAGCUCAUGGCAGAUCAAAUCAAGAUUCGUCGCCGCCAAAGAAAGGAUACAUUGCUGACUUUCGCCAAAAAUAGUAUCACAUCAACUAUGUUUCCAAGCAAUCAAAUCAGUCUCAAUGCAUUGAACUCAUUGCUUUAUGGUUCUAUCAACACAUCUCCACAGCCAUUGCUAUCAUCUCCUACAUCAUCGGAUGCUUCGUCCUGUAGCCCAUCAAUGCCAUUCACGCCAUCAAUUCCAAUGUUCAUGCCAACAUCAGCUGAUUGCUCACCAACGACACAAACGCCCACGUCAAGCAUUCCUUCAUCAAUCGCCUCAACAUCUCCACUGAUGACCUCUCUACCACUUAGAUUGUCAGGAUUCCCCCUCUUAAACAUCAGGGAUCCCAGUGCAGAAGCUUCUCUGCUAAACCUCGGAUGCAAUGCCGAUGCAGCCGCCCUUCUCAAGACAAUCCUUGAUCAGUACAGAAUGCUCGAAGAGGCAAGCAUGUCAAUGUCUUCAAGUCCAUCAAAAGAUGAUGAGAGUGGAGAUGAAGAUUCAGAUGGUCUCAAUUCAAACAGUAUUAUUGAUGUCAUUACAGUUUGAUUUGGUUUCAGUGUUUUCAUCUUUUAAACAUUUAUUUUUGCUGUACAAUUCGAGGACUAUCCCAUUUUUUGUCUGUCCCGCGCUUUCGUCCUCUCAAACUAUCCACGUUUCCACCCACCACUUCAUCUUACCCUCGAUUGUGAUUAUUCAGCACAUUGUGAUUUGCCUUGUGGACCUUUUCUAUUCUCAUAGUAUGUCUACCUCAUGACAUUCAUCUCUCCCCAAUACCAUACACCUCUUCUUAUACAAUCUAUCUACCUCUUCCUUCCUUUCCAAGUCGACCUCCUGUGCAUCCUUUCCUUCAUCCCAUCUUUCACCACCUCCAUCCACACCAUCUCCAUAGCAACUACUAAUUAUCCCAGUGUUUCAGUUUUUCCCAAUACCGAAAACUUAUUUAUUUGUGUCCUGGAUUCCCCGUGUCUGUGAAUAUUUGGCUGUUAUUUUUUGGCCGUUUCUUUUUAUUGUAUUUUAGAAUAUUCUUUCAAUCUUCGAUUCUUCCACCCACUUUUCAAUUCAGUUUUCCACAUAUCUUAUGUAGUAUUCAAACAAACAACACUUUCUUUCCCCAACCCAUCCUUGUCCUUCUGCCAAACCAGCCGGAGUUCUUAACAGAAUGCGUCAUUUCCCAUCUUCUCCUUAUAUAUUGUAUGUAUGAAUAAUUCAGCAAAGAAAAAUUGUGAAAAAUAAAUUGUGAAUUAUCAGAUCA